AUGGCUACCAAGUCAGUUGCUACCUUACCUCCCCGGUACGAAUUUGAAUCGCCAUCAGCAGAUUCCAUCCAAUGUACUGGCAAACCAUCGAUAUUCUCCUUCAUGCAGAAGAGGGAGAAACGAGCAAUCAUUUUAUCUCGCAUCCGUGACAUCGUUUCCGCUCCCGAUUUUUCAUCUUCCUCUAUCGUUCCAACCGUCAAUACAUGUGCUGCUGCUAUCUCACCUGCAGAAUUCUCCAAACUCCUGCAAAAACUCAAUAUCGAAGCCUUCUCGGCAUUUGUUUCAUUCAUCGCUCAAUUCUCGUCUGUUUGCUCCUCCGACUUGCGUCUCGCUUGUAUGUUGACCGGUGACCACGCAUUGUUUGUGCAGUUGAAAUUAGCACGCGUUAUCAGUUCCGAGGACGAGUCUUUCAGAAAAUUUUUGGGUUGUCCACCGGACGAGGUCCAGAUCCAUGAUACAGGGGACGGCAUGCGCAAGAUCCAAUUUAACGUUUGUUUCCGCAUUGGAAUGUUUCAGAAGCGACUGCUCACCCAACGACAAUUUGGCACAGAAUUUGUUGCGGCGGGGCGUAUUUGGUUGCUCCGAAUGUCACCAGUGGCACCCUACUGGCUUUGCCGCGUUAACUUGAGUCUUUCUGAUGAAAGCUUGCCAACGCAUCUAGAUACUGUCCUGGUCAUCGAGGCUCACUCGGGGAAACCUGGAUGUGAAAUCCCACCUCAGGAUCUGCAAGUAGGGCGUACCAGCGGGUCUUUGGUCAUGGCGUCUUGCUGGUUCCUCACAUGGACCCUGGAACAUUGGCCGAUGUACGAGUAA
Molecule: messenger RNA, 813 nt
Organism: Suillus plorans
Lineage: Eukaryota; Fungi; Basidiomycota; Agaricomycetes; Boletales; Suillaceae
Exons: 5
Coding region: 1-813 (270 amino acids)
Source: RefSeq, a predicted model, not a curated record